AUGGCAGGCCAUGGCUUUCUUUCACAGAUACGCAGAGCAGGCACUGGCUUCCAGACAAUUCAAGAACCUCCAAGGACACUUGAAGAAUUCUUAAAGUGUCAAAACUGGGAUUCUUGGCCAAGGGAAGUCCAUUUGGAUUAUGAUCCUAAAUGGGAACAUGCUCUGAAAAAUAUAAAAGAAGAUAGCUCGUUUAUUUCAAUUUAUACACAUUUAUGGGGAAAUGUCCCUCGAAUAUUUGAAGCAGUUACGAGCAUGGAGUUAAGAUUAGAAGAAUGUUCAUCUCUUUUGAAAAACCAUGCCUCCAAGUUACUUGAGUGGGACAACAUGAUUUCUAAAACAGUUUCUUAUGGACAGUUGAAAACACACAAGGAAUUUCUACAGAAGUACUAUAAGAAAAAGAAGAUAAUGGGCUGUAACUUCUCAGGAUUUAAAGCAAAUGAGCUCACUCAACUACCCAGACAUUUGGAUGCUGAACGAAUUUAUCUUUUUAUUUUAAAAGCCCAUACCUUUGAUGAAAAAGUUUUUAAAAUCUGGAGGACUCACUUUCUCUCAGAAGCCUCUAUUGCUCUUUUGCAUGAUUCCUUUUGGUGGUGGUUUCUCUAUAAAUUUAAGCCUGACAGAGAAAAUCAAGAUUUCUUGUUUGAUAGAAUUUCAGAAAGUUAUGUGGCGCUUUUCAUGAGCAUUCCAGUAGGUCGAAAAGAUGCAUUCUUGCAGGUGUAUCCUGAUUGUUUGGCACAAGCUAUCUAUGCAACAUUUCAGGAGGCAUUUCCAGAAUCCAGUAACCUCUUUAAUGAUGAAUUUAAAGAAGAUCUAGGGACUAACAUUUAUCUUUGGUUGUCAGGUUUAAAACCUCCAAAAAGCUUUUGGACCCACUGGGAACUGAAGGGACUUACCACAACAACCAUACAUGGUAGCAAGAGAGCACCAAAAAUAUCUGUAAAGGAAAUGAUUGCAAGCAGUCAAGAAAGCACAAAAGCUACUGUAGACUUCAAUGUAACAAAAAUUUUAAAGAACUCCAGAACCUGUGUGAUGCCCACAUCCAAGGAAGAAUCAGGAUUACCAAAACCAGCUAUGAAAAUUUGGAGAAAAUUCCAUUAUCUUAGCACUGGUCCAGAGUUUAACCGUGUUCUCUUCAAUUUUGGAGGUCAGAGUCCACUGAUUUUAUAUUACCUUAAGAUGCAUGAGCUAGCUGGUAUUCCCAAUGCCCCUAGACAAACAAAGGUCAAACUCACUGAAAUAUUCCGAGAACCAUCACCUACUCCAACUUACCGUGAUAUUGUAAAGGAGGCAAAAAAAAUUUUUGCAAAGAACCAAAAGGAUUUUAGGAUACUCCAAGUAAAGGCUACCAAGAAACCUUUCGAUGUCAUGUAUGACUUUGAGAAGUUCCUGAAUAAACUGGUAUGUUUCCUCUCUGAAAAUAAUUGA
This is a messenger RNA of Orycteropus afer afer, 1425 nucleotides long. RefSeq names its product family with sequence similarity 227 member B (gene FAM227B). The transcript is spliced from 13 exons. The record is from RefSeq and is a predicted model, not a curated record. Bases 1 to 1425 code for a protein of 474 amino acids. NCBI's taxonomy places the organism in Eukaryota, Metazoa, Chordata, Mammalia, Tubulidentata, Orycteropodidae.